UUCAUCAUCUCUCUCUCUCUCUCUCUCUCUCCUCUAACCAUGGCGGCGGCAACAUCGUCUUCUCCGAUCUCCUUAACCGCUAAACCUUCUUCCAAAUCCCCUCUACCCAUUUCCAGAUUCUCCCUUCCCUUCUCCUUAACCCCACAGAAAGACUCCUCCCGUCUCCACCGUCCUCUCGCCAUCUCCGCCGUUCUCAACUCACCCGUCAAUGUCGCACCUCCUUCCCCUGAAAAAAUCGACAAGAACAAGACUUUCGUCUCCCGCUACGCUCCCGACGAGCCCCGCAAGGGUGCUGAUAUCCUCGUCGAAGCCCUCGAGCGUCAAGGCGUCGAAACCGUCUUUGCUUAUCCCGGAGGUGCUUCCAUGGAGAUCCACCAAGCCUUGACUCGCUCCUCCACCAUCCGUAACGUCCUUCCCCGUCACGAACAAGGAGGAGUCUUCGCCGCCGAGGGUUACGCUCGUUCCUCCGGCAAACCGGGAAUCUGCAUAGCCACUUCGGGUCCCGGAGCUACCAACCUCGUCAGCGGGUUAGCAGACGCGAUGCUUGACAGUGUUCCUCUUGUCGCCAUUACAGGACAGGUCCCUCGCCGGAUGAUCGGUACUGACGCCUUCCAAGAGACACCAAUCGUUGAGGUAACGAGGUCUAUUACGAAACAUAACUAUUUGGUGAUGGAUGUUGAUGACAUACCUAGGAUCGUUCAAGAAGCUUUCUUUCUAGCUACUUCCGGUAGACCCGGACCGGUUUUGGUUGAUGUUCCUAAGGAUAUUCAGCAGCAGCUUGCGAUUCCUAACUGGGAUCAACCUAUGCGCUUACCUGGCUACAUGUCUAGGUUGCCUCAGCCUCCGGAAGUUUCUCAGUUAGGUCAGAUCGUUAGGUUGAUCUCGGAGUCUAAGAGGCCUGUUUUGUACGUUGGUGGUGGAAGCUUGAACUCGAGUGAAGAACUGGGGAGAUUUGUCGAGCUUACUGGGAUCCCCGUUGCGAGUACUUUGAUGGGGCUUGGCUCUUAUCCUUGUAACGAUGAGUUGUCCCUGCAGAUGCUUGGCAUGCACGGGACUGUGUAUGCUAACUACGCUGUGGAGCAUAGUGAUUUGUUGCUGGCGUUUGGUGUUAGGUUUGAUGACCGUGUCACGGGAAAGCUCGAGGCUUUCGCUAGCAGGGCUAAAAUUGUGCACAUAGACAUUGAUUCUGCUGAGAUUGGGAAGAAUAAGACACCUCACGUGUCUGUGUGUGGUGAUGUAAAGCUGGCUUUGCAAGGGAUGAACAAGGUUCUUGAGAACCGAGCGGAGGAGCUCAAGCUUGAUUUCGGUGUUUGGAGGAGUGAGUUGAGCGAGCAGAAACAGAAGUUCCCUUUGAGCUUCAAAACGUUUGGAGAAGCCAUUCCUCCGCAGUACGCGAUUCAGAUCCUCGACGAGCUAACCGAAGGGAAGGCAAUUAUCAGUACUGGUGUUGGACAGCAUCAGAUGUGGGCGGCGCAGUUUUACAAGUACAGGAAGCCGAGACAGUGGCUGUCGUCAUCAGGCCUCGGAGCUAUGGGUUUUGGACUUCCUGCUGCGAUUGGAGCGUCUGUGGCGAACCCUGAUGCGAUUGUUGUGGAUAUUGACGGUGAUGGAAGCUUCAUAAUGAACGUUCAAGAGCUGGCCACAAUCCGUGUAGAGAAUCUUCCUGUGAAGAUACUCUUGUUAAACAACCAGCAUCUUGGGAUGGUCAUGCAAUGGGAAGAUCGGUUCUACAAAGCUAACAGAGCUCACACUUAUCUCGGGGACCCGGCAAGGGAGAACGAGAUCUUCCCUAACAUGCUGCAGUUUGCAGGAGCUUGCGGGAUUCCAGCUGCGAGAGUGACGAAGAAAGAAGAACUCCGAGAAGCUAUUCAGACAAUGCUGGAUACACCAGGACCAUACCUGUUGGAUGUGAUCUGUCCGCACCAAGAACAUGUGUUACCGAUGAUCCCAAGUGGUGGCACUUUCAAAGAUGUAAUAACAGAAGGGGAUGGUCGCACUAAGUACUGAGAGAUGAAGCUGGUGAUCGAUCAUAUGGUAAAAGACUUAGUUUCAGUUUCCAGUUUCUUUUGUGUGGUAAUUUGGGUUUGUCAGUUGUACUACUUUUGGUUGUUCCCAGACUUACUCGCUGUUGUUGUUUUGUUUCCUUUUUCUUUUAUAUAUAAAUAAACUGCUUGGGUUUUUUUUUCA
This is a messenger RNA of Brassica oleracea var. oleracea, 2187 nucleotides long. RefSeq names its product acetolactate synthase 1, chloroplastic. The transcript has a single exon. Lineage: Eukaryota; Viridiplantae; Streptophyta; Magnoliopsida; Brassicales; Brassicaceae. Gene Ontology annotation, molecular function: thiamine pyrophosphate binding; flavin adenine dinucleotide binding; acetolactate synthase activity. Gene Ontology annotation, biological process: L-valine biosynthetic process. The record is from RefSeq and is a predicted model, not a curated record. Gene Ontology annotation, cellular component: acetolactate synthase complex. The coding region runs from base 40 to 2007 and encodes 655 amino acids.